ACCAUUAGGCGACGCACGAAACCGAUUGUGUGAUCGUUGCUAACACAGUAUUGCUGCUACACUUAUUUUCUUCCUUGCAUCUUUUCUUGUGGAGUAACACCUGGAGUAAAUGGAGCAACUAUCCGAAGAGCAAGUACAAGAAUAUAAAGACGCCUUUUGUUUGUUUGAUCGCGACAGCAAUGGUUACAUCACCACAAGAGAACUUGGUUCAGUUAUGAGAUCCUUGGGCUUUAAUCCAACUGACAACGAGCUACAAAUCAUGAUCAACUCGGUUGAUUACGAUGGAAACGGUGUGAUCGACUUUCCAGAGUUUGUAAAAUUGAUGGAAGAUCAAAAGAAACCCGAUGAGCGAGAGGCGGACAUGAUGAUAGCGUUUCGAGUUUUCGACGCCGACAAUAAGGGAUACAUUGAAUCAGCGGAGUUACGCUAUAUAUUAUUAAAUAUGGAUAAAAGAAUCCCAAGAGAGGAACUUCAUGAGAUGAUUGUCAGUGCCAAACUGGAUGAAGACAAAAGAGUAACAUACCAAGAAUUCCUUGCCCUUCUUGAACCACAUGGUGAGACAUAAAAUCAGCUCCUAGCGGUUAACGCCUGUGACGCAGAACAUGCAAACGACAACAUCAUAGUGUGUCUGCUGAAAGUAUGCCUUGAGCGACCACAGCAACUGGAACUAGGCUACCCAACGUCAUUCAGCA
Messenger RNA from Pocillopora damicornis (cauliflower coral), 692 nucleotides. Its product is annotated as neo-calmodulin. The record is from RefSeq and is a predicted model, not a curated record. Gene Ontology annotation, molecular function: calcium ion binding. NCBI's taxonomy places the organism in Eukaryota, Metazoa, Cnidaria, Anthozoa, Scleractinia, Pocilloporidae. Gene Ontology annotation, cellular component: myosin II complex.